AUGAUGUGGCAGUUCCCCGUCCAUCUCGCCGUUUGCUACGUUCUGACCCCGCAGGUGCUGGCCGAGAGGUACUACAGCCAGCUCAAAAACUUGCGAAGCUCAACUGGCACCUGGGACCGCGACUUUGCGCCCAACCACACCAGCUACCAGGUCUUCAUCGAGAAGUUCGUGGCAGACUUGACAAUCGAAGCUGACAUCAACUUCGAUCGCUACUUGAGUCCGGACUACUACCCAGUCAUCACAGUGGCUGGUGCAGCCGUGCCGUAUACGGCAGGCAAACCCGCUGUUCACACUCUGGCACUUGGCGGGAACCCGUCCGAACUUUUGGUGCGCACCAUCCCAGUUGAAGUGACACCUCCCGAGAAGUUUGGCCCAGGGACGGGACAUGACAGGACGGUCUACAAACUCAUCGUGAGAAGGCAGUCUGACUUCCAGGCAGCCUUAUUGCCCACACGGCUCAAGUUCGAGGAUGAUCUCUACAAUGUGGUGCAGCUCCGGCCGGCCUUCAAGGCGAUGUCCAAGACCAUCCUCUACAACGGAUUGGUCUCCUACGGAGCUAAGCGCCUGCGCCUGCAGUUUGCUUGCGCGCCCCCGGCCGCCGCGAUAGCGGAGGCUCGGACGAAACUGCUCCAGAGUGGUGGCGACAAUGUCGAUGCUUGGGUUGAUGUGGAUCCUUCUGGCCAGACGGAUUUCACCGUCGCUUGCACCUGGAAGGAACAGAGGCACAGCGUAGCAGUAUCGGUCGAGGAGAUGGUGGACUUGGGCAAGGUGGAUAUCGACCUUGAGGCCAUUGGAGGACUGGGCGAACCCAAAGCGAUGGUGGAUGGCACCGGGUGGUCCAUUAUUGCGAAGGACGACAAGGUGAAGCUGGUGGCCAUGUUCUUGACUGAGGGCUUGAAGCUCGACUUUGAG
Symbiodinium sp. CCMP2456 is the source of this 912-nucleotide messenger RNA. The record is from the annotation of a GenBank genome assembly. NCBI's taxonomy places the organism in Eukaryota, Dinophyceae, Suessiales, Symbiodiniaceae.